Messenger RNA from Enhydra lutris kenyoni (northern sea otter), 1332 nucleotides. RefSeq names its product ubiquitin associated protein 1 like. Bases 1 to 1146 code for a protein of 381 amino acids. Gene Ontology annotation, cellular component: ESCRT I complex. The transcript is spliced from 6 exons. NCBI's taxonomy places the organism in Eukaryota, Metazoa, Chordata, Mammalia, Carnivora, Mustelidae. Gene Ontology annotation, biological process: ubiquitin-dependent protein catabolic process via the multivesicular body sorting pathway. Gene Ontology annotation, molecular function: ubiquitin binding. The record is from RefSeq and is a predicted model, not a curated record.
AUGAAUGCCCUUGACGGCGUCCCCUUCAAGGUGCCCAAUGGCUUUGUGAUAGGCACAAAGUCCCUUCCUGGGCCAGAGCUCAGCAUCCCAGCCUGCAGGGAGCUUCUGCUGGGUUCUAUGCACGACUUCAGCCUGGAGAGGAGGGUGCUCUUCUGGGUGGAGGCUGUCAUCCGGGGACCCUGCCCGGUCCAAUGCGACGCCCUGGGAAUGGCAUCGGCCCCUCCGGCCUGGCUCUUGCUGGUCGGCUCAGAAUCUGAGCCGGUGCCCGCACCAGCUGCAGACACCGGCCCGGAGGCCAGACCCCAGCUGCAGCUAGAACAGGAGGAGGAGAAAGAGGAGGAGGAAGAAGCCGCCUCUGCCAACGAGGAAGAGCCAGGUCCCUGCAGCCCCCUGUCUAGCUCCCCUGCGAGCGCUGGCCCGGGCCAUCCCCGGUGCUCGCUGGACUUGCUGCGCGGCGUGAAGUCGGAGCUGGCCGGGGCGCGGCGGCGGCUCUCGGAGGGCCGGCUGUCAGCUCGCCCCCGCGCCCUCCUGCACCGCAUCCGCCACCGGGCGCUGAGCCUCUGCGCCAGUCCCGCGCCGAGUCCCGGCCCGGUGCUGCCCGCUGGCCCUGCGCCCACGCUCCCCAGCGCCCCCGCGCCGCCUCCGCGGCCCUCCACGGCUGGCGCCAUGCCCCCGUUGCGGAGCCACAAGCCCACGGUCGCGUCCCUCAGCCCCUACACCUGCCUGCCGCCUCUUGGCGGAGUGCCUCAGCAUCUCAGCACCUGCAGAUCACACCCCGCUUCUGCUGACCUGCUGUCUGCCCUGAGCCAGGAGGAGCAAGACCUCAUCGCGCCCGUGGUUGCCCUGGGGUAUCCCCUGCAUAGGGCCAUCACAGCUCUGCAGAAGACAGGGCGGCAGAGCCUGAGCCAGUUUCUCAGCUACCUCAGUGCCUGUGACCGGCUGCUGCGGCAAGGCUAUGAGGAGGGGCUAGUGGAGGAGGCCAUGGAGAUGUUCCAGUUCUCCGAGAGCCAGGCCGGGGAGUUCCUGCGCCUCUGGGAACAAUUCAGUGCCAUGGGCUUCCAGCAGGACCGGAUCAAGGAAGUGCUGCUGGUCCACGGCAACCGCAGUGAGCAAGCGCUGGAGGAGCUGGUGGCCUGUGCCCAAUGAGCACUGGCGCAUUCCACAAUGCCUGUGCAUCCCAGUCCUGGGCCAGACCUGGCAAUCCAUAGUAACGGGAUUAGUAAGACUACAUAAGAGGGGAACCUGGCUGGCCAAGUUGGAGGAGUAUGUGGCUCUUGAUCUCAGGUUUGUGAAUUUGAGCCCCACAUUGGGUGUUGAGAUUACUUUAAAAAA